This is a messenger RNA of Mangifera indica (mango), 1185 nucleotides long. RefSeq lists its product as uncharacterized. The record is from RefSeq and is a predicted model, not a curated record. Gene Ontology annotation, molecular function: protein binding. NCBI's taxonomy places the organism in Eukaryota, Viridiplantae, Streptophyta, Magnoliopsida, Sapindales, Anacardiaceae. Bases 132 to 929 code for a protein of 265 amino acids. The transcript is spliced from 4 exons.
AAAAAAGACUGAACGAUAGGGUCACCAGAAGCUGAACAUUGAUCCCGUGCCUCACUCACAUUUCACUCAAUCCACUUUCGCUCGCUCGCUCGCUCGCGCUCACUCUCCGCGUGGCCUUCACUUCCAUCAGCAUGUCACCGAGCGAAGAUCAAGAUAUCCGUGAAAUGGAAAAGGAAAACGGCAACGUUGAGGACAAGGAAAUUGCUGUAUUAGAGAAGAGAGGAAGGAAAAGGAAGAGAAAGAGAAAGAGGAACAAGAAGAGAAAGCGAGAGAAAGACGAAGGUUUUGUGAAUGUGAAGGAUCCAUUAGAGGUGUUUGGUAGAGACGUAAUGUUGAUGAUACUAAACAACCUUGACGCACGCAGCGUGGCACUAUCUCUCCUCGUCUCUCGUGCCUGGAACGAGGUUGCUUCCAGCGACGCCAUUUGGACCUCCAAGUGUGAGGAACUAUGGCAAGGGAAAGCACACAUACCUCGCUUGGCACAAGUUAAGGGAUUAUCAAAAUUGGCAGCAUAUUCAUUAUCUGUAAUGGAUGGUAGACGUGCUCGUAUCAUGAAGGAAGAUCUAUGUGAUCAUGUUUGGGAGUUUCAUUUUAACAAGUUGGCACCAGAAUAUUGGCGUAAUCUUGAUCCCUACUGGAAGGGCACUGGUCCUCCUAUGCGUCGCUACUUUCAUCCAGAUGGGAGCCAAACAGCAGAUCCUGGUGACAAGGUGUGGGGUGGCCAUGAAUGUUGUUAUUCAAUCAUUACUAGUUUCGUUGGUGAAGGAAAGAUUAGGGAGCACUAUGUUAGGAUAAACCGGUGGCUCCGGAUGUUUAUUUCCAGGAAGCAAGACUGGAGCUGGGAAAUGUCCAACAGCCUCUACUGCUAUACCAGCAUUCCAGAUGCUGACAAGGAAGGCGGCACUGGACCCCUGUUUGCUGGUUUGUAGACAUCUCUCUGCUGUUAGUUUUGAUGUUUGCUGGUUUGUAGAUGUCUUUCUGCUGUUCUUUUUGAUGCAAAAACUGUGUAUAAUUUGGUAUAAAUUUGUAAAUGGUGGUAAAGGAGUAAGCUAGUAGUGAGUUGUAGCAAGAACGAUGUAGUAUUUAUUUACUGUUGUUUGUAAAAAUAAUAAAUUGUAUUGGUAAGUCUGUCUCUGUAUAUGCAUAGCUGCUCAACUUGUGUUGAUAUGGAAAGAAUUUUACACA